This is a messenger RNA of Podarcis raffonei (Aeolian wall lizard), 1800 nucleotides long. Its product is annotated as mucin-17-like. The transcript is spliced from 9 exons. NCBI's taxonomy places the organism in Eukaryota, Metazoa, Chordata, Lepidosauria, Squamata, Lacertidae. The record is from RefSeq and is a predicted model, not a curated record. The coding region runs from base 1 to 1641 and encodes 546 amino acids.
AUGCAGCUGAAUCCUCAACUCAGAAGUACAGCAGGAGACACUAGUUCUACGCAGGCAGUGACCUCCGCUCCUUCCACCUCGGAGGAACCAUCCACUGCAGGGACAUCUUCUCUGUCAACGUUGCCUGUCCCAUCCAGUGCGACCACUGCAGCUGAAUCCUCAACUCAGAGUACAGCAGGAGACACUAGUUCUACGCAGGCAGUGACCUCCGCUCCUUCCACCUCGGAGGAACUGUCCACCGCAGGGACAUCUUCUCUGUCAACGUCGCCUGCCCCAUCCAGUGCGACCACUGCAGCUGAAUCCUCAACUCAGAGUACAGCAGGAGAUACUACUACUCCGCAGGAAGUGACCUCCAUUUCUUCCACCUCCUCAGAGGAACCAUCCACUGCAGGGACAUCUUCUCUGUCAACGUUGCCUGUCCCAUCCAGUGCGACCACUGCAGCUGAAUCCUCAACUCAGAGUACAGCAGGAGACACUAGUACAACGCAGGAAGUGACCUCCGCUCCUUCCACCUCGGAGGAACCGUCCACCGCAGGGACAUCUUCUCUGUCAACGUUGCCUGCCCCUUCCAGUGCAACCACUGCAGCCGAAUCCUCAACUCAGAGUACAGCAGGAGACACUAGUACUACACAGGCAGUGACCUCCGCUCCUGCCACCUUAGAGGAACCAUCCACCGCAGGGACAUCUUCUCUGUCAACUGCAACCACUGCAGCUCAAUCCUCAACUCAGAGUACAGCAGGAGACACUAGUACUACGCAGGCAGUGACCUCCGCUCCUUCCACCUCGGAGGAACCCUCCACCGCAGGGACAUCUUCUCUGUCAACGUUGCCUGCCCCUUCCAUUGAGGGUACUACAGCGAUCCUAAGAACAAGUAGUGUGACUGAUAAGCAGAGUCCAUCUACCACCUCCUCCAGUUCCACAGAAGAGCGUCCUGAAACAAGCACAUCAAAGGCAUCUACGUCUACCGCUUCUUCCACCACAGUUGUCCCUCUCGGGUGCCUUAAUGGUGGAGUGCUUGAUGGAGGUCUUUGUCACUGCCCAUCUCCCUAUACUGGGCGACGUUGCGAAGAGGCAAAGAAUGAAAUCCAAGUGGUGACUGUUGUGGCCAUAAUCCAUGUCUCUGUAACAGUGAAGAAUCGGGACUUUAGACCAGAGAUGGCGAUUUACGGCUCACGUGACUUCAAGAGAUUCGUGAAUGUCUUUGAGGAACAGAUGAACAUCUUCUAUUCGGGCAUUUUUGGGUACCAGGGCGUACAUGUGAUUAAUCUGAGGCGAGGCAGUGUCAUCGUGGAGCACGAGGUGCGCCUGCGCGAGCCGUUCUCGAACUUCAGUGGUUCUUAUGAGGCAUCCAUCAAGGACAUCAUCCAGGUCCUGCAAAAUAAUUGCACUUUCAACCAAACAGAUCAGCUCUGCUUUACUGAAGGAGCAUCUCGUGUGACUGCAGUGCCCCUGAGCCCUGAAGAUCUGUCAAAAGAAUGCAGGAACACCUCUGUGGUGGCACAAAACAUCCAGCAAUUUUACGUGGCACGAAACGUCAGUGGCAACCUUCAGUGCGUCUCUAACUGCAGCGUUUGGCACCCCGACCCCUUCAGAUGUGUGAACGGAAACUGCUAUAUCACCCCUGAGGGGCCCAGUUGCUAGUGAGUAGCCUGCCAGGGGGUGAAGUGGGUGCUGCCCGUAGGCUGUUCCUACCAGCUGUGCUAGUUGUUGUUGUUUAGUGGUUUAGUCAUGUCCGCCUCUUCGUGACCCCCUGGACCAGAGCACGCCAGGCACUCCUGUCUUCCACUGCCUCCUGCAGUU